Molecule: messenger RNA, 1425 nt
Organism: Vespula pensylvanica (western yellowjacket)
Lineage: Eukaryota; Metazoa; Arthropoda; Insecta; Hymenoptera; Vespidae
Exons: 2
Coding region: 109-1137 (342 amino acids)
Source: RefSeq, a predicted model, not a curated record
UUAAUAGGAUAUGUGCAAGACGACGAUCAUCGACGGACACGACGAAUUCGACGGUCUCACAGUUUGUCAAACGCAUAACUUAGAUAUUAAUUUUCCAAUCGAGCUAGAAUGCCCCAAGACACGGUGGAGACGUUCGCACGAGGCCUGAUAGAUCAGAUAGUAUUGAAAGCUUUUGAUAAAAUUAAAAUAGAAUUCAAGAAAGGUCCUAAAAAAAUCUUUACGAUCGUUAGACUCAUUGGUACCGAGAAAAUCCUACUCAUAUUGUUUCAUUUAUCUGCAGAAGUGUCAUAUAAUCAUAUGCAACGCAGUGACACGUAUACGGAUCACAACGAGGGGGAAGGAAAGGAAGUGACAGAGAGUGUGGUCCAUGACUUACGAAGUGUGCAAAUUGGUGACUCGUCUUAUAUAUUAUCGUGCCCCAUCUCACUUUUGGAUCGCCAGAUGAGACGGACUGCGUGCUUCAUCGAUAGCACAACGAUCGACAAUACGGUCGAUGUCGUCGAGAUAUCCGACAUCCAAGGUCAGGGUGACGUCGAGCCGAUCGCAUACGAUGCCGAGUCUUCGAAGAAGAAACGUACAAAGUCGUCGACGUAUAGCAAAGAAAGAGAGCAACCCGGUACUAACGAUGCCACCACCAAAGUAUCUAUCAAUCUGUUGCACCGGAUGAUCGAGGAGUUGGAGACCGUGACCGAGGAGACCAUCCUAAAUCGCAACGACGCUGGCAAAUCGAAUGAAAAGUUCAAAGAAGAAAUUACGAUUUGGGAGGAAAAAGAGGAAAAGUUGAUUCGAAUAAUCGAAGAUACCGAAGGAUCGCACGAGAGCAUCACCGAGGAAUCUCGAUCGAUCAGACAAUUCGUAGACGAGGAUAGGGACGAACUGAAGUCGUCGAUGAUGAUGUCGGGUGCGUCUUCUUCGAGGAAUCUUUCGUUCGACGAGGUUUAUCUCGAGGAAAAUGCCACGGAUUAUCCGCCACGGCGAACGUCCAUCGACGAGAUCGAAGAAGCUCAUGAUUUCUCCGUGGAAACGAAAGAAACCGACAAGAAAAUCAAGUCGAAGAGGAAGAAGAAGAAAAGGGAGAGCUUGGGCCGAAGGCUCAAAAGAUUCUUCCUAAAGAGAUUCAAGCGUGGAAAGAAUUGAUGGGAUGUUUUCGUACGAGGACCGAGACGCAACUUUGGAAGCGUUUCUCCAUUUUUAUACAUGCAUAUCUACAUAUUUGCUCUGAUAGUACUAUUUUCUAGCAACGCGACGCUCUACGAUGAACAUAGCGUCGAUCGGUUGUGUCGACGGUGCCGAGCAAGUAAAAAUAGCCGGGCAGUCUGAUCAUCGCAUAGUCCUCCGACGGAAUUACGUCUGAGGGGGAGGAAAAGGCGUCGCGUUAAGAAAAGAAAAGAAAAGAAAAGAAAAGAAAAGAAAAGAAAUUGAAAA